Molecule: messenger RNA, 1754 nt
Organism: Acanthopagrus latus (yellowfin seabream)
Lineage: Eukaryota; Metazoa; Chordata; Actinopteri; Spariformes; Sparidae
Gene: crhbp
Product: corticotropin releasing hormone binding protein
Exons: 7
Coding region: 75-1046 (323 amino acids)
Biological process (GO): negative regulation of corticotropin-releasing hormone receptor activity; hormone-mediated signaling pathway; negative regulation of corticotropin secretion
Molecular function (GO): corticotropin-releasing hormone binding
Source: RefSeq, a predicted model, not a curated record
GGUGUGAGUGUAUAAAAAGGCGCGCGGGGCUCAGAGCCUCACUUCCUCCGCUCAGGUGCGCCCUGCAGACAGAGAUGCGCGUGAUGGAGCGCACGUUCCGCGAGCAGCUGUUCUUCCUGCUGUUGUGCGCGUCGGUGCUGAAGGGAGACUGCAGGUACAUCGAGAACAACGAGAUCUCCAAAGAUGAGUUAUAUUCUUUCUUCAACUCGGAGCUGAAGAGAGAAACAGCGGAGGAGUUAAUGUACCGUCGACCUCUGCGCUGUCUGGACAUGGUGGCGGUGGAGGGUCAGUUCACCUUCACGGCCGAGCGUCCUCAGCUCAGCUGCGCCGCUUUCUUCAUGGCCGAGCCCAACGAGGUGAUCACGGUGGAGUACGACAACGUCGACAUCGACUGCAGGGGAGGAGACUUCAUCACGGUGUUUGACGGCUGGGUGAUGAAAGGGGAGAAGUUCCCCAGCUCCCAGGAUCACCCGCUGCCUCUGUACGAGCGAUAUGUGGAUUACUGCGACUCGGGAGCGCUGAGGAGAAGCGUGCGCUCCUCUCAGAACGUCGCCAUGAUCUUCUUUCGGAUUCACAACGCCGGCAGCAGCUUCACGCUGACCGUCAGGAAACACAUCAAUCCGUUCCCCUGUAAUGUCAUCUCCCAGUCACCAGAGGGCAGUUACACGAUGGUGAUCCCGCAGCAGCACAGGAACUGCAGCUUCUCCAUCAUCUACCCGGUGGAGAUCGACGUCUCUGAGUUCAGCCUCGGACACUUCAACAACUUUCCCAAGAGGUCCAUGCCCGGUUGUGCAGAAUCAGGAGAUUUCGUGCAGCUGUUGGGAGGAAGCGGCAUCGACACGUCGAAGCUGCUGCCCAUCACGGACCUCUGCGUCUCCUUCACUGGACCCACCCACAUGAAGAUCGGCUGCGACAACACGGUGGUGAGGAUGGUGUCCAGCGGGAAGUUCGUCAGCCGAGUGUCGUUCAGCUACAGGCUACUGGACAGCCAGGAGCUGCAGACCAUCAAACUCAACAACGUGGAGGAUUUCUGUUUCAACAACUGAAGCCGACAGGAUCCUCACACGCAUCAUCUGACUGCAAACAUUUUUUAAAUCCUCUUCUGAAGAGCCACAGAUCCACCCGGUCGCUCCGUCUGAUUAGAUGAAACGUCUUAAAUCCGAAGACGUAAACAUAAAAGAAAAAUAAGAUGAAUUACGAUCACACACUUUUUGUUUUGGUUCUUGUUUUUCCAUCUUCUUUCAGUCGUUCCGUUGCCGUUGCUGAAUAAAGCUCGACGAAGUGUCCUUUUGUGUUUGGUGGAACUGCUAUUGUUUUUAUCUUCUGUGUAUUUAUUAAGACUUACUGAUGAUGCUGUUUUUCUGUUACGCUGUAUGAGUUCGUGGUCAACAUUCUUGCAAAGGGACGGUGCUAAAACGAAUGUUACCUUCUGUUUAUGUUGCUGAACGACACGCGAUGUGCCGAGUUCAUUUCCUGCACCAGGUGACGCAGGUGAGGGCGACGGUCAAGUGUUCCAUGUAAUAAAUACAGUGUUCAUUGCCAUGAUGCAGUUCAAUUUGUAUAAAACCUUUUUGUAAUAAAACUACAUCGCAUGACAAAGCAGCCGACGGUGGUUUUCGCUUUUGUUUCAGUUGUGAUAAAAGUGUUUUUCUAUGUUUUUCUACUGCAACACUGCAACAAUAAUGAACACGUUCAAGACCAAGAGGGAGUGACGUAUCGACUCUCAGGCUGAGAUUCAGCACGACGUGUUUCAC